AUGCUCCGAGUCAAGAAAGAUUCUCCUUUUUCUACACAAGAACCAGAACAACAGUAUGUGCCCUUAAAACAAGUGAGUAUCGAAGCAUACAUUAAAUCAUUUGCUGUAGAUGUAACGAUCAAGCAAAUUUUUCGCAAUGAUGAGACGAAACCAAUCGAAGCAGUGUACUGUUUUCCGAUAGAAGAACAAGCAGCAAUCUACUCAUUUGUUGCUCGGAUUGAUGAUCGAGAAAUUGUUGCACAAUUGAAAGAGAAAAAGGAAGCACAAAAAGAAUAUAGUGAUGCACUUCAACAAGGACAUGGUGCAUAUUUACUUGAACAAGAUGAAAAAUCUCAAGAUAAUUUUAUUAUCAAUGUUGGUGCACUACCACCCGGUAAAGAGUGUCAUAUCUCUAUAUCGUAUGUCUCCGAACUAGAUCUUGUUCAAAAUGGAAGUCAAAUUCGAUUUGUUGUUCCAACAACUAUCGCACCUCGAUACAAUCCAAACAAAGGUGGCAUUAGUUCCCCAGCUGGUACCACGUCCAAAUACAUUCAAACAGCUCCAUAUACAAUUGAAUUUCGUUGUCGGGUCGAGAAAACCAACAUCUCUCGAGUUAGUUCGACAUCUCAUCCCAUUCAAGUUGAAGUCGGUCAAGAGCAUGUCUAUGUCGUCGAGUUUGCCCAACAAAACACACAUCUAGAUCGAGAUAUCUUACUAGAUAUUGAAUUAGNGCCAGCGCAGCCACGCAUCAGUCACCUCUUCUCUCAUAGCAUCAACCGUUAA
Messenger RNA from Rotaria sp. Silwood2, 762 nucleotides. NCBI's taxonomy places the organism in Eukaryota, Metazoa, Rotifera, Eurotatoria, Philodinida, Philodinidae. The record is from the annotation of a GenBank genome assembly.